Molecule: messenger RNA, 1745 nt
Organism: Phytophthora nicotianae INRA-310
Lineage: Eukaryota; Oomycota; Peronosporomycetes; Peronosporales; Peronosporaceae
Product: glutathione-disulfide reductase
Exons: 4
Coding region: 48-1550 (500 amino acids)
Biological process (GO): glutathione metabolic process; cell redox homeostasis; cellular response to oxidative stress
Cellular component (GO): cytosol; mitochondrion
Molecular function (GO): glutathione-disulfide reductase (NADPH) activity; NADP binding; flavin adenine dinucleotide binding
Source: RefSeq, a predicted model, not a curated record
GUUGCUUAUCACACCACCAAAAUCGGGUUGUCAUUUUGCAGAUCAAAAUGUUGCGAGCGAAGCUGACGCCGCAGGUGCCUCGCCUGACACGAGCUCUGAGUGCCUCUCGUGCCCCGCAGACGGAGUAUGACUAUCUGGUAAUCGGUGCCGGAAGUGGAGGUAUGGCUAGUGCACGUCGUGCUGCCAGCUACCCUGGUACGCGCGUGGCGGUCGUGGAGCAAGCCCGGCUGGGUGGCACCUGCGUCAACGUAGGCUGUGUUCCCAAGAAACUCAUGUUCAUUGCCGCUGACAUGAGUCACAAACUGGACCACGACUUCCUGCACUAUGGCUUUGAGGACGAGGCGACAGGGGAACAUUUGGGCAAGCGGACUCACUUCGACUGGAUGAAGCUCAAGGCUCGUCGUGACGCCUACGUUCUGCGUCUUAACGGAAUUUACGAAAGGAACUUGGCGAAUUCCAAAGUGGAGUUGAUUCGAGGAUCGGCAAAGUUUAAUGAGAAUGGGAAUGUGGAGGUGGACGGCAAGGAGUUGCUGGCCAAGAAUGUUCUGAUUGCAGUCGGAGGCAAACCGCUGAUUCCUGACAUUCCGGGCAAGGAACUUUGCAUCGACUCGGACGGGUUCUUUGAGCUGGAGAUUCUCCCCAAGAAGGUGGCGGUCGUUGGCGCCGGUUAUAUUGCAGUAGAACUGGCGGGUGUGCUCAAUGCGCUAGGCUCAGACACGUCGAUCUUUUGUCGCAAGGAGGGUGUGCUCCGCUCGUUUGAUGAUAUUGUGCGUACAACGCUGGAAGACGCCAUGGUGAAGGACGGUGUUCACUUGCGACCUCACAGCAACGUCGCUCGUGUGGAACAGGCAGCUGAUGGCACUAAGACUGUAGUGCUCACUGACGGUUCGGAAUACAACGGUUAUGAUGUUGUGAUGUACGCUGCUGGCCGAGUGCCUCUAACGUCAAACCUUCAGCUCGACAAGGCGGGAGUCACAACUGACGAGCACGGUUUUAUUCCAGUGAACGAGUUCCAAGAAACCUCAAACAGCAAAGUGCUUGCAGUUGGCGAUGUGUGCGGCACUCCAGCGCUGACUCCCGUUGCCAUCGCUGCUGGGAGGAGGCUCUCUGAUCGCCUGUUUGGCGGUCUGAAUAAUUCAAAGGUCUCAUACGAAAACAUCCCGACAGUCGUGUUCAGCCACCCUCCUAUCGGUACGAUUGGCCUGACCGAAGACCAGGCUCGCCGCAAGUAUGGUGACGACGCUGUCAAGGUGUACACGAGCCGCUUUGUGAACAUGUAUUACGGCCUGAUUAACGAGGUUGACGAAUCGACGGGAGAGCCAAAGGACAAGCCCAAGACGGCCAUGAAACUCGUGUGUGUUGGCAAAGAGGAAAAGGUUGUGGGUCUGCAUAUGAUCGGCAUGGCCGCCGACGAGAUCCUCCAGGGCUUCGGUGUGGCCGUAAAAAUGGGUGCUACCAAGGCCGAUUUUGACAAUUGCAUUGCGAUCCACCCGACUGCAGGCGAGGAGCUCGUGACACUGGCGCCCUGGGGCCUCAGCGGGCGCGAGUGAAGGACACCAGUUGAAGCUAGACGUUCCCAUCUGGGCCGAUAAACUCUGCGACAUGGUAGAGAACUAAAGGUGGUUGAAUUGAGAUUCAGAACUGAUUCAAUCGCAAUUAAAGGAACCGGCCCCCAAUUGAAAUUGAAAUUCCCUCGAAACUUGAGAUGUCGCUUGAGCGACACCUCACUGGAGGCCGACGAAACG